Molecule: messenger RNA, 543 nt
Organism: Ficedula albicollis (Collared flycatcher)
Lineage: Eukaryota; Metazoa; Chordata; Aves; Passeriformes; Muscicapidae
Product: sulfotransferase family cytosolic 1B member 1-like
Exons: 4
Biological process (GO): sulfation
Cellular component (GO): cytoplasm
Molecular function (GO): sulfotransferase activity
Source: RefSeq, a predicted model, not a curated record
CCAGGGACAUGGGCCCAGUACCUGGAGGAGUUCAUGGCUGGCAGAGUGGCAUAUGGUUCCUGGUACGACCACGUCAAGGACUACUGGGAGCGCAGGAAGGAUCACCCCAUUCUCUACCUCUUCUACGAGGAUUUGAAGGAGGACCUCCGUCGGGAGAUUGCCAAGGUGGCCCAGUUCCUGGGGCAGAAGCUGUCGGAGGCAGCGCUGGACACCAUCACCCGACACACUUCCUUUGAGGCCAUGCGGGACAACCCUGCUACCAACUACAGCAAGGUGCCCUCCGACCUCAUGGACCACGGCGUGUCCCCCUUCAUGCGCAAAGGCACCACCGGAGACUGGAAGAACCACUUCACCGUGGCCCAGAACGAGCGCUUUGACCAGGACUAUGCGCAGAAGAUGUCGGACACCGACCUGUGCUUCCGCACUCAGCUCUGAGGAGGCACCGCUGCACACCCCCCAAAUCUGUCCUGUGCUGUGAUGGCACUGCUGCCGUUCCUUCUUCUCCCCUGAGACUGCUGGAGAGAAAUAAAAUGUGCUCCCUGA